AUGCACCGUGUCUUAGGCAGGAUGAAUGUGAUGUUAGUGAAUCAAGGCCAUCUUCCCGCCACCGGCCAGCGCACGCCCGGCCUCCAGUUAUCGGACCGCAAGCCGUCGCAGCGGAAUUGCAUGCACGCAGCCCACAUUUCGAUUGCAAAGGAGGCGAAACCGCCGGGAGAAAGGAGAGGCGAGCCGGCAUGUGAUGAUCGCCAUUAUCGCCUCGUCUUGGUUGCUCAGCCGCGAUGGCCAGUGUGGAAGAAGCAUGCGAAGGUGGACGAAUGUUCGAGGCAGCUGAGCGCUGAGACGCGAGCGAAGAAUUUGCAUGGGCAAAGUGCAGGUGGGCAUCUGGGGGAGGCGGAGGCCCAUACGGAUCGAGCCAUGGCGCUAGGGUUGGAAAUUGGCUGGGGAAGACAUGUCAAGGCGAGAGUCUUGCAGCUUGAUGAGAAGAUAAGCUUAGUUGAGCUGAGGGAUGUUGAGAUGCCUCCUUGGUUUAUCAAAGUGCCAUCCACCAUGGAGAGUAAGGAGGAUGACGGUGCAUCCAGUGUGGUUACCGGUAGAAAAAUUUCGCUUCCCGUCCAAAGUAAUUGUCCAUGGGGUCGCGAAAACAUUGUCGGCCAGAUGGCAGAAGCGGGCAAGGUGGACAAAGAAACAACCGCCUGUCUGGCUGCUAUAAUUGGCCGUCGGGUCCGCUAA
Plenodomus lingam JN3 is the source of this 684-nucleotide messenger RNA. Lineage: Eukaryota; Fungi; Ascomycota; Dothideomycetes; Pleosporales; Leptosphaeriaceae. The record is from RefSeq and is a predicted model, not a curated record.